AUGUUCCCAGACUUCUACACCCUCCAGCCCUCCCAUUCCAUCCCCGUGCCCCUCAGCCCCCCCACUUCCAUCCCCGUUGCCCCUCAGCCCUCCCACUUCCAUCCCGUGCCCCUCAGCCCUCCCCUUCCAUCCCCGUGCCCUCAGCCCUCCCACUUCCAUCCCCGUGCCCCUCAGCCUCCCACUCCAUCCAGCCCUCCCACUUCCAUCCCGUGCCCCUCAGCCUCCCACUUUCCAUCCCGUGCCCCUCAGCCCUCCCACUUCCCCCCCGUGCCCCUCAGCCUCCCACUUCCAUCCCCGUGCCCCUCAGCCCUCCCACUUCCAUUCCCGUGCCCCUCCGUGCCCCUCAGCCCUCCCACUUCCAGCCCUCCCACUUCCAUUCCCGUGCCCUCAGCCUCCCACUUCCAUUCCCUCAGCCCUCCCACUUCCAUCCCCCCCUCCCACUUCCAUUCCCGUGCCCCUCAGCCCUCACACUUCCAUCCCCGUGCCCCUCAGCCCUCCCAUUCCCGUGCCCCUCAGCCCUCCACUUCCAUCCCCGUGCCCUCAGCCCUCCCACUUCCAUCCCGUGCCCCUCCCCUCCCACUUCCAUUCCCGUGCCCCUCCCAGUGCCCCUCAGCCCCCCACUUCCAUUCCCGUGCCCUCAGCCCUCCCACUUCCAUUCCCGUGCCCCUCAGCCCUCCCACUUCCAUUCCCGUGCCCCUCAGCCCUCCCACUUCCAUCCCCGUGCCCUCAGCCUCCCACUUCCAUCCCCGUGCCCUCAGCCCUCCCACUUCCAUCCCGUGCCCCUCAGCCCUCCCACUUCCAUCCCCCCCUCCCACUUCCAUCCCCGUGCCCCUCAGCCCUCCCACUUCCAUUCCCCUGCCCUCAGCCUCCCCACUUCCAUCCCCGUGCCCUCAGCCCUCCCCCCCCAAUUCCCCGUGCCCCUCAGCCCUCCCACUUCCAUCCCGUGCCCCUCAGCCUCCCACUUCCAUCUGCCCUCAGCCCUCCCACUUCCAUUCCCGUGCCCCUCAGCCCUCCCACUUCCAUCCCGUGCCCCUCAGCCCUCCCACUUCCAUUCCCGUGCCCUCAGCCUCCACUUCCAUUCCCCGUGCCCCUCAGCCCUCCCACUUCCAUUCCCGUGCCCCUCAGCCCUCCCACUUCCAUCCCCCCUCCCACUUCCAAGCCCUCCGUGCCCCUCCCGUGCCCCGUGCCCCUCAUCCACUUCCAUCAGGCCGGCCCCUCAGCCCUCCCACUUCCCCCGUGCCCCACCUGAGCUGUGCCCCUCAGCCCUCCCACUGUUUCAGCCCUCCCAGUGCCCAGUGCCCCUCAGGUGCCCCUCAGGCGCCCUGGACGUCCUCUCCCUCUCCCCUGACACUGCCGUUUUUCUCCGGCUCUGCUUAG
Penaeus vannamei (Pacific white shrimp) is the source of this 1377-nucleotide messenger RNA. The record is from RefSeq and is a predicted model, not a curated record. Lineage: Eukaryota; Metazoa; Arthropoda; Malacostraca; Decapoda; Penaeidae.